Messenger RNA from Liolophura sinensis, 2001 nucleotides. Its product is annotated as prolyl 4-hydroxylase subunit alpha-3-like. The transcript is spliced from 11 exons. The coding region runs from base 31 to 1260 and encodes 409 amino acids. The record is from RefSeq and is a predicted model, not a curated record. Gene Ontology annotation, biological process: peptidyl-proline hydroxylation to 4-hydroxy-L-proline. Gene Ontology annotation, cellular component: endoplasmic reticulum. Gene Ontology annotation, molecular function: procollagen-proline 4-dioxygenase activity; protein binding; L-ascorbic acid binding. NCBI's taxonomy places the organism in Eukaryota, Metazoa, Mollusca, Polyplacophora, Chitonida, Chitonidae.
AACCAAAGUGUGGCAGACUUAAAGACACAGAUGGGUGUUUGGCCUGGAAAAGACGACUUUUUUGGCGCCACAAUGGCACUGAUUCGUCUGACAAACACGUACAAACUCCCCAUGGAACUUCUGGCAAAAGGAAUCAUUUACGGCACUGAGACGGUCCCACUUACGGCACACGAAUUCUCCCUGAUUGGAGAUACUGCAAGAGAAAGAGACCUCAUGUAUGAGUCGGUGCUGUGGUAUAACCAGUCAGCGGCAUUGUUAAAAAUGGAAUCAACCGUCGACAAGACAAAGACAGCGCGAGCAAUGAAAAAACUGGCUUCGUCCUGGUUUAACUACGGUAUGCCGAGCAAAGCCUUAGAAGUCGCAGAAGAAGCUUUACAGUACGAUACCGAGAACCGUGGUUUGAUUCGAGAUCUCGAGUUUUACCGGAACUCGGUAAAGCGCAUGUCUGAGAAUGACCGGAAGAAGGUGUUCCGUCGUCCCCCUCACCCUAGCUUCCCUUACUACCAAAAAUAUGAGGGGCUGUGUCGUGGGCAGAUCAAGUCCCCAAGAGAGAUGGCGAAACUAUACUGCAAUUACCAAUCUACUUCAAUCCCAAUCUAUUGGACCAAAGUUGAAUAUUCAAAUAUCGACCCGCCUGUCGUUCUGUUCCAUGACGUCAUCAGCCAGAGCGAAAUUGAUUGGAUGAUAGAAACAGCUACAGAACAGCUGUCUCGGUCAAUUCUGGGGGACGUCAAGAAUGCAGGAAGUAUGUACUCAGAAGCUAGAAUCAGCGAAAAUGCGUGGUUAGCUGAUAACUACGAGAUGAGCAUUAAGUUGGGUAAGAGGAUCUCGCUGAUAACGGGGCUUGACGCCAGCGUCAGACACUGGGACACCUAUGCUGAGCCUUUCCAGGUUUUGAAUUACGGUUUAGGAGGAAUGUAUGAACCUCAUCAUGACUUUACGAAGUUAUACCGGGACUCGGGGCUGGAAGAUAAUUUACUGUUCAAAAACUCGGGAGAUCGAGUCGCCACGUGGAUGUUUUAUCUGACAGAUGUCAAAGCCGGUGGAGCAACAGUAUUUCCGACUUUAAAGGCCAGAGUUCCUGCUAUAAAGGGUGCAGCUGCUUUCUGGUAUAAUAUAAAACGAAGCGGAGUUCUGGAUGACCGAAGUCUGCAUGCCGGAUGUCCAUUGUUACUGGGAACAAAAUGGGCUGCAAACAAGUGGUUUAGGGAACUGGGUCAAGCCUUCCGGUACGGGUGUACUCUAGACCCCAGCGAAUAGGACACUGUGCACUGAACUGAAUUAUUGUGGUUAGAUCUAUACCAUGCGGCCUGACAGUCCUGGCAGCUAUUUUAGAAAUGCCAUGUAUGACUGAAUUUAAAAUUCCUAAUGUCUAUCAGAGGUUUAGUAAUUUUUUUUAUCUGACAGUUAAGUUUGGGGACUGAGAGUAAAGUUUGGGCAAACCUGAUGUGAACAUCAUACACUGAAUGUCACUGUGAAGUUUUUCAUUUUUGACUGAUGUCAAAAUUCUCUUUGUGGAAUCUGCCAAUGAUAUAACAUGAUUAACUCAAGUGCAGGGUAAUGUUAUAGAUGUUGCCCGUCUGGAGAAUAUUUAGAUUUGCACGGCCAUUCGGGGGAUGAAGGUGGAGGGAUGGGCCAAGACUACAGUGGUCAGAAUUUUAAUCCUCUGAGGUUGAAAGAAUAAUUGUUGAAACGUCAAUACUUAUGAAUGGUUUCCACGCCUGAAAUCACGCCUCAAAAUGCUAUAUAGCACAGAAUUAGAUUUAAGCCAUCUCUUUAGCAUUAGUCAUGGGAUGCAAAGGAAGUCCAUGAAAACGCAAAGUAUGAUUGUAAGAAAAAUAUGCGCCAAAAAAUGACAUUUCUUUUCAUUUUUGAGGAAUAAUUUAUACUUCUUAAUAAGUCCUCUGUUUAAUGCAUAUUUUCCGUCAGUGAUCAGAAAUAUUCGGAAAUAACGUCAUCUGUGAGCAUAAUGGGAAAGCGAGGGCAGCUUAGCGAACCAAA